AUGAAAAAAGCAGUAUUAUUAACAGGUUAAAUUGGAACUGGUAGAACAACUCUGUUUAAUAAAAUCACUAAUUCCUAAUAAAAAUCAUAGAGUGGAGGAUAAGCUGUAACCCGUGAUACCUAUGUUAAAAAUUCAUAAUAUGGAGAAGGAUUUACAUUAAUUGAUACACUAGGAUUUGGAAGUUCGAAUAAUAUUGAUACAAUUUCAGGACAUUUAAAGAUAUUUGAAAAUAUUGAGAUCUCUAGAAUAAUGAUAGUUGUUAGUUAUGCUCGUUAUAAUUGUAUAGUUGAAUCUUGCAAAGGGAUAAUAGAAAUGUUUUAAAGAUAUAAAGAUAAAAUUACUAUAGUGAUUACUUUUUUUGAUAAAUGUGAUGAAAAGUAUGAACCAAACUUCAAAAAUGAUAUUGCCAAAUAUUUUGAGAAAUUCUAGAUAAAGUCAUUUAUUAUUACUUCUAAGUAAGAUACUGGAGAAACACUUUGUAAAUUAUUUGAUUCUGAGAUUAAGUAUUCUUAAGCAUCAAAAAUUAAACUUACAGAAAUUGAAAUAAUUAGUUUAUUAUAAUGCGAUAAUGAUGAAACCUAAUUAGAAUUUUAAGAAUGCUCAUCUUAUUUAUCUAGGUUAUUCGGUAAAGCCUAACAGUAAUUAAGAUUACUGAAUGGAGUAGAUUUUUAACAGAAUUAUUAAAGCAUAAUAAAGUAUGUCUUGUAAUAAAGUUUUACUUAAUUUGAUAAAUUUUUAGAAUAUAAUUAAGAUGAAAAACUAGGUUUCAUAGUUUUUUCUCAAUUUUUAAAUGGAGAACUUAAUUAUUUUCUAGAAAUUGUUCAUUAGAAAAUGGGUAUGACAUAAUAAUGUGAAUAACAUAAGAUUGGUAUACAUAUAUAUUUAAAUAUUAGAAUUGAAGAAUCUUUUUGAAGAUUAAAUUAGACCUUAGAGUUAAAAAAUUCUUUAGAAUAUUUAUGAAAAUGUGAAAAAUUAAAAGAUCAAUUAUUUAUGA
This is a messenger RNA of Paramecium pentaurelia, 994 nucleotides long. The record is from the annotation of a GenBank genome assembly. Lineage: Eukaryota; Ciliophora; Oligohymenophorea; Peniculida; Parameciidae.